This is a messenger RNA of Selaginella moellendorffii, 901 nucleotides long. RefSeq lists its product as uncharacterized. Lineage: Eukaryota; Viridiplantae; Streptophyta; Lycopodiopsida; Selaginellales; Selaginellaceae. The record is from RefSeq and is a predicted model, not a curated record. The coding region runs from base 79 to 807 and encodes 242 amino acids. The transcript has 3 exons.
CUGAUCACAUACGACUUGCCGGGAUUCGGGCUGAGUGAUCCUAAUCCCAAUAGAACAUUUAACUCUUCCGCACAGGACAUGGAACUCAUUGCCAACGCACUGAGACUCGGCGAGAGGUUUUGGUUGCUGGUACAUCCUGGUGGCGGUCCCUAUGCGUGGGCAGCAAUCAGAUAUAUUCCAGAGCGACUAUCAGGUGUUGUGAUGCUGGCUCCAGUUGGAAACCCGUCUAAGGCCGGGGACGUGAGUGAGAUCGAGGAAGAUGGAACUGAUUCUGAGGAACUGUCGUCCGGAUGGAGGUUCCUAGCACGAGUUCUUGGAAUUGGCCGAUUUUUUCCCAUUCGAAAGGAGUUGAAGAAGAAGAUAACAAAGAUACACAAAGGAUUGUAUACGACUGUAGCUGACAAGGAACAAGUUUUGUUCGAGCAGAGGGAAUUUAUAAAUUUUUGGGAGCAAAACCUACGCUACACAGCGCCAGACGCAGUCCCGAGAGCAGCAGCAGCGCCUAAACCGCCAGCGGCUGAGAGACGGAGCCACCCUGAUUUUAGCAAGUUUUUCAAGAUCAGGCUCAAGUUUCCUUCAGUGCCAGUGCGUCCAGCUUUCCGACUUGUGAAGAGCUUCAUAAUGUGGUGGUGGCCGAGACAAACUAAGAAGGAGCCAACGGAUGAUGCUGCUGUUGCUCCUGAUCCUGCCGUCAGCUUUGGAACGCCGUUGCCUCCAAAUCUACUGAGUGAGACUUGGGAAGCCUUCAAACUCAAGCUCGGCUUAGUCGUGGUGCUGCUGGUGAUCUCGCUCUUGGUCCUCAGAUAACGCACGCACACCUCUCUAGAGCCGAGGUAUGGUUUAACACCUCUCAUUUGUUCGCUUCGCUGUAUAAAAUAUAGAUGUCUGACACUCGAGUCUU